This is a messenger RNA of Cottoperca gobio, 6001 nucleotides long. It is a transcript of the gene col4a4, whose product is annotated as collagen, type IV, alpha 4. Gene Ontology annotation, cellular component: extracellular matrix; collagen trimer. Bases 158 to 5161 code for a protein of 1667 amino acids. Gene Ontology annotation, molecular function: extracellular matrix structural constituent. The record is from RefSeq and is a predicted model, not a curated record. The transcript is spliced from 47 exons. Lineage: Eukaryota; Metazoa; Chordata; Actinopteri; Perciformes; Bovichtidae.
GAGUUUUCUGUCCGCGUGUCUCUGACAUGAAAACUGCGUGAAGCUUCAGACUGAGCGCGAGACCUUCAGGACGUCCACCAGUGUCACAGCGUCUGGAGGCGGAGUCAGAUUGACCGGGCCGUGUAGUGGGCGGGACUUCCUCUGAGCAGAGGACAAGAUGCUGCUGACUUCCUGCUCCGCCCCCUGCAGCUACACCUGCCUCUGGUGCUUCCUGGUUAUCCUGACGGCUCCUCCUGCAGCUCUCGGGGGCGACCAGACGGAGCCCUGCGCUGGUCGGGACUGCUCCACUUGUCAGUGUUUCCCAGCCAAAGGAGCAACGGGUGCGCCAGGUCCUCUGGGGAGGCAGGGACCUCAGGGGCCCCUGGGCUUCCCGGGCCCCCAGGGGCCUCCAGGAGAGAAGGGCCAAAGAGGAGACGAGGGGCCGACAGGAGCUGGAGGACUGAAAGGAGACUCGGGAAGUGUCGGCGUUCCUGGUUUUCCGGGUUUAGAAGGAGUCCCGGGUCACCCGGGUCCCGCUGGAGGUCCUGGGUUUCCAGGACUGGACGGAUGUAAUGGAACCAGAGGAGAGAGAGGAGAUCCUGGACUUCCUGGAGGACAAGGGACUGAUGGAGAACCGGGUUUUCAAGGACUGAAGGGAUUUAAGGGCGACCCGUCGUUGUACUUCGUACAGUAUCCUGGAAUACCUGGGGACAUCGGGCCCAGUGGACCUACAGGUUGGCAGGGUGAACCGGGUCCCUCUGGUCCGACAGGAGUUCUGGGUCCUGCAGGACUGGACGGGACCAACGGUCUCCCUGGUCUGCCCGGCCUCAGGGGUCUACCUGGGGAAAAAGGUCGAUCUCUGCCGGGACAGAAAGGAGACGAGGGGGAUCAGGGCCUUCAGGGCCAACCGGGGCCGUUUGAGUACGUCGACCCUCCAGAAGACCUGUACAUUAAAGGAGAACAGGGUGACCAGGGGCUUAAAGGAGUCUGUGGAGGUCAAGGACUGCCGGGUUUGGAUGCUCUGCCAGGGAUCAAAGGAGAGAAGGGGAUUGUGGGAUUUCCUGGACCCAGGGGAUUUUAUGGUAACCCUGGUACGUCUGGAGAGAGAGGAUUCAAAGGGAUUCGAGGAAUACCAGGUCUCCCAGGUCUGAUUGGGCGAGAAGGUUCUAAGGGCAUGAUGGGAGAUGCCGGUCCUAAAGGCCUCCCUCAGGAUGUGGAAAUGACACACACAGGUGACAUUGGAGACCCCGGGGCCCCCGGAAUGAGGGGCCCUCCAGGAAACAUUGGGCUGAUGGGAAUGCACGGCCCCCCAGGAGGCCCCGGCAGAUCCAUACGUGGUCCGGCAGGUGUUGUGGGUGAGAGGGGAGUUCAAGGAUCCAGAGGGAAUAGAGGAGAUCCGGGUCUGGUUUAUAAAGACCGACCCACACCUGGAGAACCUGGAAAACCAGGAAGCCCCGGACCCAUAGGACUAAAAGGAGAAACGGGGAUUCCAGGUAGAUACUGUUUUCCUGGAGCCCCAGGAGAGUCUGGAGAUCCUGGUGAUCAGGGGCCCCCAGGGACUCAGGGCUUCCUAGGGUUUAAAGGCAGUAUUGGAGACUGUGCCCGUGGCCCCCCAGUUGUACUGAAGGGCCCCCCGGGCACUGUGGGUGACCGGGGGUCUACGGGACUUCCAGGAGCCACAGGGGCCCCGGGGCAGAGAGGAGAGAGAGGUUUACCUGGAGAUACAGGAGUGCGCGGACAACAGGGUUUGGGAGGUUUUCCCGGUGUUGAAGGGUUCAAAGGUCAGAAGGGAGAUUUCAUUGUGGUAGAUUUUAAAGGUGAGAAAGGAAACCGGGGCCAGCAGGGCCCUGCAGGCAGACGAGGAUUCUCAGGGAGAAGGGGACUUGAUGGGUCCCUGGGGACCCCUGGAGACCCCGGCCCACAGGGUGAAAGUUUUGCCAGUUUUCCUGGAGAAACCGGCCUCCCUGGAUUCUCAGGGCCAAAGGGAUUAUCAGGACCUUCAGGCCCCAUGGGGCGAGGUGUAGUCGGAGCAGUAGGACAGCGUGGGGCCCCUGGGGACUCAGGACCCCAAGGACUUACUGGCCCCCUGGGGCCGAAGGGGGUUAGAGGUGACACUCUGCCCUGUGUGCCCAGAAACCCUGGAGCCCCUGGAGAAAAAGGAGACACUGGAAAUGCAGGUUACACAGGACUCCCGGGACCUCCAGGAUUUCGUGGCAUCACUGGACCUGAUGGAACUAAAGGAGACAAAGGACGUUUUGGACUUCCUGGUCUACCUGGACGACAAGGACCUCCAGGUUUUGUUGGAGAUACCGGAGAAGAAGGACCUGAAGGCUUCAGUUAUGGUGGAGAUCCAGGCUCUUCGGGGCUCCCAGGCUCUCCUGGACUCAGGGGCCCAGCAGGAGACUCUGUUGUCGGGCCCUCAGGACCCAUCGGCUUCCCGGGGCGACUGGGCUCUCAGGGACCUAAAGGAGUCCCUGGCCCCCCCGGCAACAACGGACUACAAGGACUCCUGGGUCUGGCUGGAGGGCCCGGAGCGCAGGGCCAGAGAGGACAGGAUGGGGCCCCGGGUAUAACUGGCCCCCAGGGGCCCAAAUCCAACCUCUGUGAUGCAGGAAAACCUGGAGACGGUGGCCUUUAUGGCCCUCAGGGAUCCAUAGGACCCCCAGGUUUUUCGGGGGAGAAAGGUGAGAUCGGGGAGUUGGGUCCUCCAGGUUUUGGCCCUCAAGGCCCUAAAGGAAAACCGGGCACUCCAGGUUUCCCGGGGAACCCGGGGUCGCAGGGCUCUUCUGGCCCCAGUGGAGACUCAGGACUGCCGGGGACUGACGGUCAGAAAGGUCUGAUGGGGCCCCAGGGCCAGGAUGGAUGGCUGGGUGCCCCUGGACAGACUGGGGCCCAUGGAGCACUAGGGAGGACGGGGGAGAGAGGGUUCAACGGCCAAGACGGAGGUCCAGGAAUUGAGGGUCCCAAAGGAGAGCAAGGCUGUAAAGGGACCCCAGGGCCUCCAGGAGAGACCAAGAUUGUGCCCAUCAAAGGGGAACGAGGAAAGGAUGGACCCUCUGGCAUCCAUGGCUUUCCUGGACCACGAGGAAGUAAAGGUGCGCAAGGAGCUACCGGUAGGCAGGGGUAUCUAGGCAUCAACGGACCCCUAGGCAUCGUAGGACUCCCCGGACCCCCAGGGCCCUAUGGCCAAUCAGGACCCCCAGGACCACCUGGACGCACAGGAUCACUAGGAUUCAUCGGCUUCCCCGGAGAGACCGGAGAUCCAGGAGACCUGGGAUGUCCAGGGAAAGCUGGGGAACCCGGUCACCAAGGAUGUGCUGGAUCCAAAGGUGAUAAAGGAGACUCUGUUGGUGUUUCUGGUCCAACUGGAGACAAGGGGCCUUCUGGAGACUUCGGGACCUCAGGACCUCCUGGACCUCAAGGAGAUCCUGGAGGACCCGGUUUCAUUGGGGAUCAAGGACAGAGAGGAUGCAAAGGAGAUCCAGGCAAUCGGGGCGACCUGGGCCCACCAGGUGUGGUCGGUCCCUCGGGUCCCAGAGGUCGUUCAGGUCUUCCAGGUCUUCCUGGUAAAUCUGGUGUUGAUGGCCCUCCAGGACCACAGGGCUUCCCGGGACUCCAAGGUCCUCCUGGACCGCUGGGACUUCACGGACUGGACGGACUGAAAGGUGUAAAGGGGGACAUGGGGACCAGAGGUCUGGGGGUGCAGGGUCCUCCUGGUUCUAAAGGUCUUCCAGGUGAUAAAGGUCCUCAAGGUCCUCUGGGACCCAUUGGUUCAUCCCAGCCCGGCCCCCCAGGACCCACAGGCCCCCCAGGAGCCAAAGGACCACCAGGAGGGUUGGGACCUCCAGGUAAAUCUGGACCAGACUGUAUAGCUCCAAUCCCAGGACCUCGUGGAGAUCCUGGUUGUACUGGAACAGAUGGAGAGCCAGGGUGUGCUGGUGACAUGGGGGAUCCAGGUCAGAACUCUCCAGUUCCUGGAGAUGAUGGGGACAACGGGAACACAGGGUGCCCCGGGCCGAGGGGCCCAAAGGGAUCUCCGGGGCCCGAUGGACUGCCAGGCAUCCCCGGAAAUCCAGGAGUGAAAGGUAUAUGGGGGUCUUCAGGUCUGAUGGGACUACCUGGUAAUCGUGGUCCUAGAGGUUUUACCGGUGCCGGUGGGUUUCCAGGACCAAAGGGAUCUGCUGGACUGAUGGGUCCAAAGGGGGAAAAGGGACGAGUCUCCCCCUGCCCCACUUACCCUCCCCCAACACAGGGCCCCCCAGGAGCCCCUGGCCUCCUCGGUCAGCUUGGAGAUGUCGGCCUACUGGGAGAAAUUGGCCGGACAGGCCCAAAAGGUAGAAAGGGGGACAUCGGGUCUGAGGGACCGAUAGGCCUUGAUGGGACCCCAGGUCCGGAUGGAGACAGAGGAGACCCAGGCCUGCUGGGGGAGAGUGGAGUAGUGGGAAACGAAGGUGAUCCCGGUCCAAUCGGUGACCGCGGUCCUCCAGGACCAACUCAAAACUUGAACUCGGGCUUCAUGCUGGUGAUGCACAGCCAAUCAAAGAUGAUUCCCGCCUGUCCACUAGACAUGAGAGUCUUGUGGGUCGGAUACAGCCUGCUGUACCUGGAGGGUCAGGAGAAGGCUCACACUCAGGACCUGGGUCAGGCGGGGUCGUGUAUGCGGGUCUUUUCCACCAUGCCCUUCUCCUCCUGUAACAUGGGAACCUGCUCUUACGCCAGUCGUAACGACAAAUCCUAUUGGCUGUCGACGACGGCGGCCGUCCCCAGUAUACCAGUGGGCGGACCCUCCAUUGAAGAUCACAUCAGCCGCUGCGUGGUGUGUGAAGCCCCCUCCUCACCUGUCGCUCUGCACAGCCAGACCUCCAACCAGCCAGACUGCCCCCCCAAGUGGAGGAGCCUGUGGACCGGAUUCUCCUUCCUCAUGCAUACAGGUGCAGGUGACGAGGGUGGCGGCCAGUCUCUGACAUCCUCAGGUAGCUGUCUGACAGACUUCAGGGCACAGCCCUUCGUGGAGUGUCAGGGGCCUCGAGGAACCUGCCACUACUUCGCCAACAUCUACAGCUUCUGGCUGACCAGAGUGGAGGCGACCUCCUACGCCUCCGACAGCUCCUCCACCACGCUGACCGAGGGCUGGCAGCAGAGGGAGAGCAUCGGGAGGUGCAACGUCUGCAUGAGGGAGUGAGGAGGAGCACCGCUGCCUCCUCCUCCACCUGCAGAGCCUGAGAGGACGGACAGGACUCUCUGAGGGAAGAUAACGCUGCCAAUCAAUCAGUUGUGUUCAGAUCGUCAGAGAAGCACAAACUGUUUAAUUUUGUUAAAAAAACGUCACAGCAGACAGAUGAACGCGGGCUGUCAGUCAUGAUGUUUGAUCUCCACCUGGAUAUCAAUUCACUUUCUGAUUCAGCAGGUAAAACAACAUUUAGAUUUUAUUAUUAACUCUACUGGAAAAAUACAGAUUUCUUAAGCCCCAUUCAGACCAGUUUAUGUCUCUCCACGGGGCAUAUGUGACGUGGUAAAGUGAUCGACAGUGUGCAGGAUUUUUUUGUUCUUUAAAAAGACGAUUGCUAACAAGUGGCUUAGUGAGACUGAACGUCAUCACGCUAACAUUAUUCCGCAUAAAUAUGUAAUCUUAGUGUAGGUGACGUGAGUCAUGUGACCGUGCUGUAAUUUGUUCGUAGCUUUAGCUUUUUGCUUUUGGAGAUUUAAUUUACGCCUCAAAAAUCAUAAAAGUGCUGCUCAUUUGUAUAUUGCUGAACAAAAUGUGUAAGUACCGUAAACGUUUGUUUCCCACAGAAUUUAUUAUUGCUUUUGGUCAAUAAUCCAAAAUCCAAUGGAAAAAUCCCGUUGUUUUUUUUGUAGAGGGAACAAUAAUUUUAGGGUCAACCUAUAGAAAUAUGUCAUCCCUGUAGCUCUGUUUACCCCUGAGACUAGGGGCCGGUCCUGAGACUAGGGGCCGGUCCUGAGAGGCCGGUCCUGAGACUAGAGGCCGGUCCUGAGACUAGAGGCCGGCCUGUCCUGAGAC